Molecule: messenger RNA, 425 nt
Organism: Heteronotia binoei (common prickly gecko)
Lineage: Eukaryota; Metazoa; Chordata; Lepidosauria; Squamata; Gekkonidae
Gene: PIERCE2
Product: piercer of microtubule wall 2
Exons: 1
Coding region: 22-324 (100 amino acids)
Biological process (GO): axoneme assembly
Cellular component (GO): axonemal microtubule
Source: RefSeq, a predicted model, not a curated record
UUGCGCUCUCACCUGCAGGCCAUGGACGCCUCUCCGCAGCCCGGGCCCUGCGCCAGCCCCGGCAACCCCGUCUUCUCCUGCAUGCUGAAGGGCGCCACGCUCACCACCGCCCACAAGGCCCAGCUGCUGCUCUACAGGACCACCUCCGGGGACUACGGGGCUGUGCCCCUCACCGCACCCCUGGCCCCCUGCCGCUACCACCCCCGGGACAACGCCUUCACGGACCACCUGCUUGCUUGCGGCAAGGCGCACUACAGCGGCAUUAACACCAGCCUGGACAAAAGCAGGGUGGAUGACAACACCGAUAUUAUAAACCUUUCAUGAGGAGCCCCUCUGCGCCACCUUCUAUCAGAAGCCCCCCCCCCCCCCCGUUUAGCUUUAGCUGUUCAUUUGCCACGCAAAGUAAAUCUACUUGAGAUUGGAAA